Molecule: messenger RNA, 2653 nt
Organism: Megalopta genalis
Lineage: Eukaryota; Metazoa; Arthropoda; Insecta; Hymenoptera; Halictidae
Gene: CSN7
Product: COP9 signalosome subunit 7
Biological process (GO): COP9 signalosome assembly
Cellular component (GO): COP9 signalosome
Source: RefSeq, a predicted model, not a curated record
UCAGUGUCGGCAACAUUCGUUUAACGUCAAACGUGAACUUCACAAAGAACCUUAUCGAUUCAAGGAGAAUACAUCUUGCCUCAGAGUGUUUUCUUCUAACGGUGUCUUCGUAGUAUGAUUUCCCGAUAUUCACUGUUUUGUUGUACGAGGAGCAAUGGAUCAUCCCCUUAAUAAGUAUUUUAUUUCUUUCACGUGGUAGGACUUACACCAUUGUAUAUAUUCACUUACUUGCACACACUUGAAAGCAUAUUCAGUGGAAAAAGCUAUUUUGUAUUUAUAAACAUCGAACCGAGAGCAAAAUGACUGGCGGUACCACCACUGAAAAGUCUGCUAACAACCCCUUGGAACAGUUUGUACUGCUUGCAAAAACUGUCAAAGGGGCAGCUGCCAUAGAACUGAUAAAACAAGCUGUAGAAACACCAGGUGUUAAUGUAUUCGGGGAGUUGUUAGACAUGCCCAAUAUCAAAGAGCUAGAGAGUGGGCCUUAUGUUCAAUACUGGAAUACUUUAAAUUUAUUUGCAUAUGGUACCUAUCGAGAAUACUUGGAGAACAAAGAUAAGGUUUUAGAGCUAACACCUACACAGAAAAAGAAACUACAGCAUUUAACUAUUGUAACACUAGCCACAAAGUCCAGAUGUAUACCAUACUCUGUGCUCCUCGACGAGUUAGAUAUAAAGAAUGUUAGAGAUUUAGAGGAUUUAAUAAUUGAAGCCAUUUAUGCUGACAUUAUACAUGGCAAGCUAGACCAAAAGAAUUCACAGUUAGAAGUAGAUUAUGCAGGCUUGGGAAGAGACGUUAGACCAGCCGAUACCAGAGUAGUGGCUGAAACAUUAGCUGCUUGGGGUCAGGCUUGUGAUACAGUGCUAGCAUGUAUUGAAGAGCAAGUUACUAGAGCUAAUCUCGAAAAGCAAAAAGCCACUAAUCAUAAAGAAAGAAUACAGAGGGAUAUUGCAAAUAUUAAGAAGUCAUUGGUAGCUCAAAUUGUUGGGGGUGGAGUGCAGGAGGCUGAUAUGCCUGGAGGUAGUUCUGGGGCUGGAGGAAGUGAAUCGAGUAGAGAAGCAUUAUCAAUUCCUCCAGAUCUAAAGAAGAAGCAAAUAAAGAUCAAAGGUAUGAAAAGCAGUGUCCUAUAUUAAUGUAAACCACAAUGUAUAAUGGUUAACAUAAUUGAGGAGUACCACUGUUAACCGAGGGAAAUGUUUUCAUUUUCAAAGAAACGAAUCCUGUAUAUAUACAGUUGAGCAACUGCAGAAUUAUUUAUCACUGUUAUCUUUGUUUAAUUUUCUUGUUGCAUUGAAUCUACAGAUUUUUUUUUUAUAUGAUGUUGUUUGUGUUAAAAAUAAAUGAAGAGGAGGUGAUAUAGUAUAAGCUGGUGAUAAAUAUUGAUUCUAAAUGGAGAAAUGGGAGAGAAAUGUAGAAUAAAAUUUUUUAUCAGAGAUCUCGUUCUUCAAGUGCUAUUUUUUAGUGGGAACAUUUCUCUUCAAUAGACCAAUUACAAAAUCCAAGCAAAGAGUCUCAUAAAAAAUCCUUAUUCUCCUUUUUUACCUUUCUUUAUAGAAUAGUCUGUUCCAUUGUUAGGAAGUAGCCGAAAGAUGAUAUAUAUUCAAAUAUGUAUAGGAAUAGAAAUUUCUCAUUAAUCUUCAGGGGCAUGGAGAUGUCGGGAUAGAUUAGGUUCCUACGAUGCAUAGAGUCUGCAAAUUUGCAUUUUAUUUGAUUUCGAAUCGGCACCGUUAGACCGUAAUUCUUUCAGUAUUUUUCUCCGAGUGUACGUCGAUGUCGAUCGUUUAUCAAAAUUGAUUGUUAGCGACUCGCAAUUAGCUCUGUAAUAAAAGGAUAAUAAAAUGGUCUUGUCAUGGGACAUAGACAUUUUUAUGAAUAAGCUUUCGAAUUUUGUAACAUUGUACGAAAGUUUAUAGUCAGACCAAAGAUUUUAUACUUUGCGUUGUCAGAGGUGCAGGGUUCGACGAUUUUUAUAGUCGGAUCGAGAAGCAGUUAACUGUAUCGUUUGUCAUUGCUCAAUGACGACAAGAUGUACAGGGUGUUGCAAUUUACUUGGUCUAUACAUAUUUCUUUUUACACAUCUUUAAUUGGUAGAAUAAAAUCUCUAUGGAAGAAAGCUUUGACGAACAGUAUACACAUUUGUGAUAUAGAGAUUUAAGAAGAUCUCUAUAUCACUGUUCAUUAUUAACUGCAAAAUAAUACAAAUUGCAGUGCCAAUGCGAGCACAUUCGGAUAUUCUAAUCAAUCAUUUUCUUCGAAUUUUCGUAAACAAUUGUUUACACAUUUUGAACGACCUGGUGAAUUUAUACACCCUAUACAUAUUCUCUAAAUCGCACAUACUCUCGUUUAAAAGAAUCUCGAUCCUUUCUUCACCGUUUGCAUCGAACCGUUCAUUCUUCCAUUCUCUUUUUCUAAAAGAAACAGGAUAUAUUUAGUCGUGAGAGAGUGAGAGAUUGUGGAGAGAGAGUGAGAGAGAGAGAAAGAGCAAAAUGUGGCUAGGCGAAGCGAUGAGGUGAAGGAUUAACGAAAAAAGGAAAGAAAGGAAGGUUCUAUGCUUCGGAGAGUGUAACAAUAUCGUUGCUUAGCGAAUGAAGAAUGUCAAGUCGAUUUUGAAAGCGUUGUAACUGCUAAUGGAAUAAACAAAUCAUUUAUUUUA